Molecule: messenger RNA, 8744 nt
Organism: Myxocyprinus asiaticus (Chinese sucker)
Lineage: Eukaryota; Metazoa; Chordata; Actinopteri; Cypriniformes; Catostomidae
Product: tyrosine-protein phosphatase non-receptor type 13-like
Exons: 47
Coding region: 71-6712 (2213 amino acids)
Biological process (GO): protein dephosphorylation
Cellular component (GO): cytoskeleton
Molecular function (GO): protein tyrosine phosphatase activity; protein binding
Source: RefSeq, a predicted model, not a curated record
GAUUGAUGAUGUCAGCCCAGAAGGAAAGUCUUCAGAGGCGAAGCAAGUAUCUGUCUCGUGACUCUGCAGGAUGAGCAGCACAUUUGUGACCCUCGCCGAGGUGCUGGAAGCUAGAAGAGGACCGCUGGAAGAGGACGAGGUGUGGUCCCUAUUGCUGGGCUCGGCUGAAUCGCUUGUGGAUCUUUCCUACAAAGGUAAAACAAAUAUCUGCAAUAUUAUAACUCCUGCAUCACUGCUCUUGUCAGCGACUGGAAUGCUGGCAUUCAAGAACUGUGCCAUGACAGAUGAGGUGUGUGCCUUCACAGCCCCAGAAAUGCUGCAAGGCCGUGCCAUCUCUACCAAGCUAGCUAUGGAGAAGAUAAUUGUGUAUUCUCUCGGUAUGACUCUAUACUGGUCAGUUGACUAUCACCUCCCUCAAAACCAGCCCAUUCAGUUAAGUGAUUCUCUGAAUUGCCUUCUCCUGAGCAUGUGUGAGGACAUGGCCCAUCGACGAGCAAACCUCAACUCCAUCUUGGAGAUGUGUGAAUCACACCACAAAACUUCUCUCCUGCCUCCUCCCAACAAGGUCAUCAAACAGCUGGUCGAGGAUGUCUUCCAUGACUCUGUGGACCGAGCUGCUUUAACUGACAAUGUUGUGCAGUUGAGUGGCAAAAGUCAGAUGGUCAGAGAAAGACUUCAUGGUAAGCGUGGACCAUAUACUGGUUAUACAGAGGAGAGCACAGCUCCAGGAAAGACUCAUAAACUGUUUCUGGACUCUGAGACAAAGCAAGGAGAUUCCCAUCAACCGAAAACCUGGUCUCUCAAAAGUAGACUUUGUCAGACUCCGGCCUAUCAGGGCAACUCAAACAGAAAUCCUCAGGAGCUUUAUCACAGACAAAGCACAAGUUGUUGGCUGUCACAGAGUACGUACCUCAACGUUCCUAACAAGAGUGAAGCCAGACCUUCCAGUCUGUCUAUUAUUGUCAGUGAGUCUGCAGUCAGCCUCUCCCAAAGGAAAGCUAAGAGUCGUGGCCCUGAGUUUAUCAAAAUGACUGAUGAACCUCAGAUUGUUUUAGAGCUGCCUGGAUCUAUAGUGUCGAAGAAAGGCAAGUCAGGCUUGUCUCAAAGGGAAGUUAACGUGAUCAUGCCAAAUGAGCAGUGUUUGGCAGUGAAGUGUGACAUCAAGUCCCGUGGGAGAGAUGUCUUCGACAUGGUUGUGGCUCACGCUAACCUUGUGGAGCACUUUUACUUUGGCCUUGCUUUCAUUGAUGAUGGUGAAUUUUUCUUUUUGGAUCACGAAACAAAAAUCUCCAAAGUUGCACCAGAUUCCUGGAAGAAAGUGGCUUGUGCCACAUUUACCCUUUUUCUCUGUGUCAAAUUCUUCCCUGAUGACAUCUCCUACAUAUUGCAUCGGCUUACACGUCACCAAUACUAUCUCCAGUUGAGGAGAGACAUUCUGGAGGACAGAGUGUACUGUAAUGAAGAAACAGCAUUGUUUCUAGCAGCUCUAGCACUGCAGGCUGAGUUUGGAGACUACAUGCCUGAAGUUUAUGGGAAGAACUAUUUCCAGAUGGAGCAAUACAUCUCUAAGAGAGUCAUAGAGAAAGUGGCCUUGCCGUGUUUAAGAGAGGAGUUGCCAAGGUUACAUGCCAAUAAUGCCCAGAUGCUUCCAGAGGAGGCUGAGGUGGAGUUCUUAAAGAUUGCACAGCAGCUACCAGAGUAUGGGGUGCUGUUUCACAGAGUUGCCCGGGAAAGAAAGCCUGUUAUUGGAGAGCUGAUUUUGGGAAUUUUUGCCAAAGGAAUUCUGGUUUAUGAAGUCAAGAGCAAUUCUCGGAUAUUAAGCCGCAGAUUUUAUUGGUCAGAGACGGACAGUCUCUCAACAAGUAGAAGAAAAUUCACCAUUGAGUGCAGCCCGAGUGGAAAGAAGCACUCGUUUGUGACAGAGAGCUCAAAGAUUGCACAAUACCUGCUGAACCUCUGCUCAGCCCAGCACAAGUUUCACAGUGAGAUGACCUCUCGUCAGCUAACCUACUCUUUAGCCUCAGAUGACAACAUUGCAAAAUAUACUUCAAUAUACCGUGCACGACGUGAUCAGAUAAAGCGCUUGUCAUGCUCUGAGAUAGUGCUCAAUAAUAUUGGUUUGAGCGCAUUACCAAAUGACUGCAUGAGCAAGUCCUGUGAUGACCUGACAGCAAAAAUCAGGGUUCGGAUACAACAGCAAAAUGAAAACAAUUAUAUUUCUGAACCGAGAGCUCUGAGUGAACUGAAAGACCAUAGCCAAAGCUGCAGCCCACCGGAAACUUUCAGUCCUCCAGUCUACCGGAUAAUGUCCAGCGUCUCUUUGCAAAAGCAGGACUCAGAGGUUCAUUCUACCACAUCAUCUAUAAGAGUGGACACUCCCACAAGAACAACCCCAGAGAGAGAAAUCAUCUGUGUAACUCUGAAGAAAGAUCCCAAGUUUGGCUUUGGUUUUGUAAUAGUUGGGGAAGACAACACAGGAAAUUUAGAUCUUGGCAUUUUCAUUGCAUCCGUCGUUCCCGGCGGGCCAGCUGAUAAGGAUGGAAGAAUCAGACCAGGUGGUCGGUUGAUCUCUCUGAAUAAGAUCAGUCUAGAGGGCGUGAUGUUUAAUACAGCUGCUACCAUCCUGCAGAACAGCCCAGAUGAAGUGGAGCUCAUCGUGUCCCAACCCAAACGUACUAAGACCUCUCUGACUACAAAUAAUCUAGGGAUGAUGCUGGAAAGAGGCUUUGACUCCCAAAGCACACUGAAUACAGAGUACAGGCCUGUCAUGGAGGAACUGGAAGAGACCCUAUCCAAUAUCAUGGCUCCAAAAAUGGGGAAAAAGCUGCACAUACCUGUGGUGCGGAUUCUGGAUAUUCAGGAUGAGCUCUCCAGCACCUCUUCCAGCUUUAGCCUGAAGCCAGGUGAAGUGAUCUACAUGGAGCUCAGAAAGAUCAACGGCAGCUUGGGAAUCAGUGUUGCUGGAGGAAUCAACACUAAUGUACGGCAUGGUGGAAUCUACAUCAAAAGUGUGAUACCAGGAGGAGCAGCAGAUCAUGAUGGAAGAAUACAGAUUGGUGACAGGCUACUGGAGGUAGACAGCUGUAACCUGCGUGGUGUCACCCACAGGCAGGCGGUCGAGUGCCUGAAGAGGACAGGAGAGGUGGUGCGCCUGGUUCUGGAGAGAGAACCUCCGGUGGUGUUGGACAGUUCAAGUGCCUCAUCCACGCUGGAGAGGCAGAGAUCUUUUUCACCACUCAGUGUGCAGAGCGCCCCCACCCCCCUAAGGAGAGAUGUGGCCAUGGAAACGUCCUUGUCUGUCAGGGCUAAGGACUUCAGCUUUGUGUCAGAUGAGAACACUGUGGAGGUGACUGUACAGAAGAGUGAGAGUGGCUUGGGGUUCAAUUUCCUAAUAUCUGAGCCGAGUCCUUAUGAGGGCAGCAUGGUCCAUAUUAAGAGCCUCUCUUCUGCUCAGCCUACGGGGGACUGUGGGCUUCUGAAGGAAGGAGACAUAAUCCUGGCUGUCAAUGGGGAACCUGUUAGAGGCCUCUCCUAUGAGGAAGUUCUGCAUCUCCUCCAGAAAUCUCCAUCUGAGGUCAGGCUGUCAAUCUGCAGACCGUCACAGGAUGAACGUCUGGAUACUGGCACCUCCCUGCGUCUUUCUACACUUCCAACCCGUGAACUGAGAUCCAAGUCUCUAGACCUGCAAGCAAGGUCUGUCGCUCCAGACUUCCGAGAAUUCCUCAAGAAGAGGGCAGUGGAGAUGGGCCAAAGGAAAGAAGUUUCCCCGGAGAAAACCCAGGAGAUCACCGUGACCCAACAGAGCCAAGACAGUGAGCUGGUGGAUAAGACUACAUCUAGCCCUUCAUGUCCACCUUCACUUCCAUCCUCAGUUGAAACUGGACAACCAAAACCUCAUGCCAUGAUGGAAGAGGAGCAUAAGAACAAAACCCCACCCUCAACUCCGCCCCCAACUCCAUGCACUCUUAAAGUGACAACUGCCAACACCACGCCAACUCCAGUAGCCCCUGAAGCAGCAAUUACAUGCCAUAUGAAAGAGUCAAAAGAUGAUACCAGUCAUAGCUCAGCUUAUACCAGUCAUUCCAGUGAAGGUAUGGAAAGGAGCGCUUCAGUUUUCACAGCUCAUGGCCUGACUGUCAUAGCUGAUGAAGAAUACUUGACCAUCAGCACCACAGCACCCUGUCCCCCUAGCUGCAGCACUGCUGUCUCCAGUGAUCUGCCUCCCCCACCACCCCUUUCUCCAUCAUUGUUAAGCACACCUCCACUCUACCAUGAAGUACCUCAACUAGCAUCCCCACCAGAACCUCAGGCUCCUGCCCAGUCCACUACCCCCUCAACUAGCAACAACGGCUGGGGCAAUGAAGAUGAGGAGGACGAUGAAGAUCCCCAAAAGGGCAUGUUGAAGGAAUUUGAAUUGACCGUCUCACUCACCAAAUCGUGGUGUGGCAGCUUUGGUUUUACAAUCACCAGGAGUAAACUGGACCAUUGCUAUUAUGUCCAAGAUGUCCUGGAUAAUCCUGCCAAAGCAGACGGAAGACUGAGAGCAGGAGACAGGCUUGUCCUGGUGAAUGGUCACAAUGUGACUAAUGUGACAGAUGAUGUAGCUAUUAGAAUUCUCAGGUGCUCCUCCAAAAGACUGCACAUGGUGGUGUGCAGAGCUGUGCAAAAUCUGCUGCCCCCACCGCCUCCUGACACACUCAAAGACAUUGUAAUACCCAAGACUCCAUCAGGACAACUAGGUAUCAAGCUCACAGGGGGCAUUGGCAGCAAGUGGCAGGGAAUCUAUGUUCUGGAGGUGGUGCCAAGCUCACCCGCUAGUGAGGAGGGCAGCAUCCAGCCCAAUGACAAGAUUGUUUAUAUCUGUGGGAAGUGCACCCUGGGAAUGACACUGGAGGAUGCAGUGAAAGUAUGUGAGAGUGCCCCACGCAAAGUCAGAUUCAAAGCUAUGAGAGAUGAUCAGCCAGUAACACCAAUGGGUAAAUGGAAUGGUUUGUUUGAUUGGAAGAAGGAGAAAAAGCUGUUCCCUCAUCUAGAGGAGCCCAGCUCACCUGAUGUGGAGGCAGCUUCUGCAGAUGUUAAACUUGUUGCUGAGAGUGCCUCACGAUUCAGGGAAAGGCUCUCUGUGACAUCAGAGCAGGAGAGCUGUAUUGUACAGGUGGAGUUCACCAAGCCAGAAAGGGGUGGGCUUGGCUUUGCUCUGGUGGGUGGAGUCAACGGGAGCACACUGAGAGUGAGGGAUAUUUGUUGCGGAGGCGUGGCUGAGCAGGAUGGUCGCUUGCGAGUGGGAGACAUCCUUUUAGAGGUGAAUGGCAUCAUUGUGUCAGGGCUGAGCCACAGUAAAGUGGUGGAUAUUUUGCGGAAGGCAGAAGGCACGGUUCAGCUGAUCGUAUGUAGGGACAUCCUGCCCCUGUCAACCUGCUCUGGUUCCAGCUCACCUGCUGAGGCCUCUCAAGAAUUAAACGCAUCAAACUGUGCAGAUGUUAAAGCACAUACAGACACACACGCUGAUCAUGUGUCUUUCCAGCCCUCAGAAUGUCAUGGUCUUGGAGGGGAAUGUGAGCAGGAUAGUCGAAACUGGACACCAACUUGUCAGAGGUGUUGUCCGUCUCUGGGAGUUACGAACAUGCUACAGGAAAGGACAAAUCCCCCGAAGCAGCAUCUAGAACAUUCUGCCAUGAGCAAAGAGCAUAGCCAGUCAGACGGCUGGAGCAGUGAUGAGGAAGAUGAGGGUGAUGAUGACGACAAUGCUUAUCUUCCAUCGCCACAAGAGACAGUUCCUCAUACAGGUCGACCAGUCGUGUCAGAAGAUGAGCUUGUCAGUCUUGCAGUGAUAUCCCCUUCUAAGAAUGGCCAGUACUCUGGCUCCCGUGUCAAAGCCCUCAUCCAGGCCCUAGAACAGUUGGACAAGCAAGACCUCAUCAAAGAGUUUAUGGCCUUAGAGCAUUUGAAACCCUCAGACAACUGCCUGGUUGGAAAAGCACCUGAAAAUCGUGAGAAGAACAGAUACAGAGAUAUCCUUCCCUAUGAUAAAACACGUGUUCCUGUUGGAGAGAAAGAGGACUACAUCAAUGCCAGCUAUAUUCGUAUGAAGGUGGGCACAGAGGAGUUCUUCUACAUCUCCUCUCAAGGCCCAUUACCUGGCACGCAGGAUAACUUCUGGCAGAUGGUAUGGGAGAACAAGACCGAUGUUAUUGCCAUGAUGACACAGGAGGUGGAACGUGGCCGGGUCAAAUGCCACAAGUACUGGCCUGAGAAGCUCAAUGUUCCCGAAGAAACGAGCCGUUACCAGCUCAUCCUGGAUAACUACCAGAUGCUUGGCUAUUUCCACAUUAAGAUCAUCAAAAUGGUGGAAAAAGAGAGUGGAGACAUUCACUUUGUGAAGCAUCUGAAGUUCACCACAUGGCCUGACCAUGGCACGCCCCACUCCUCUGAGCAGCUGGUGCGAUUCAUUCGCUACAUGAGGGCUGUACACUCUAAAGGGCCAAUCACGGUCCAUUGCAGUGCAGGCAUUGGCCGAGCUGGGGUUCUUAUCUGCACUGAUGUCAUUCUAAGUCUCAUUGAGAAAGACUUGAGUAUCAACAUAAGUGACAUAGUCAAGGAGAUGAGACUUCAGCGGCAUGGCAUGAUUCAGACCAAGGAACAGUACCUCUUCUGUUACAAAGUCUGGCUGGAAGUGUUGCAGAGCAUCUCACUCCUUCAUGGUAACCACUAGCAACCCGAAACCUCUUCACGAAUGAAUCCUUAAAGACUUGCAAUUGUUUCCUGAGUAAGGCAACAAUAUAUGUGUUUUUGAGGGUAGAAAUGAUGUGUGACUUUUUCUGAUGUUGAUCAUGUGUGUGUCUGAUAUAGGACGAGCACUUGUUCCACUAAUUGAGUAUUGAAAACAUCAUAGAAAAUAUGUUACAAAUGUUCAUUAACUGUGCAAUGUCCUUGUGUGAUCUGAUUUAUAUUUUUCUACCAUUUCUUUGGCUUAAAACACUGAUAACAUAGCCUUUUCGAACUCUUAGUCACUUUGCCUUGAAUGUGUGGUAGUAUUUUUUUUUUUUUUUUAAAGACAAAAAUGUGUGUACGUAUUAGUCAUUAAUUUAAGCUGCUUUUCAUUAAUUCCAAAAAUGUUUGCAGUAUUUCAUUGAUUUAUAUUGUAUACAGUAAUUCAGCCUCAAACCAAGUGCAUAAAAGUCUAAAUUUAUGCUUUGAAGACUUCAUUACCCGAACUGAAAUAUGUGACGUUUUCUUAAAGUAUUGCAUUGUUUCAACUCAACAGUAUUGCAUUGUGUCAAAUUUAAGUAGCUGUGAGAGAGGCCACUAGACAGACACUUUAAAAUAAAUUUUAGCAAAGUGCCUUUUAAUUUCUCUAUGUGGCCAGCUCACCGCUGAUGUUUCGUUAUCAGGACUCUCUGAUUAAAGCAAGCUGUUUUACCUAUUAGUUCAUAUAGACCCCAUUUACACCUGGAAUUAAGAUGCGUCUCGUGAUCCGACGUGGUCAGGUGAGACAAACUGCUGUUUGCACCUGGUCAUGUAAAUGCGUCUCCUGUGACCACUUGUGAUCAGAUUUGGAGGGGAUGGACUCUGUUUCAUGAUGACAUACAUCAAUCACUAUGUCAGUGUGUUAAUCCAUGACAUUAAAGUGUAACAAAGUCAGAAAAGACAAAGAAUAUGCAUAAAAAACUGCACUCUAUUUCUCCAAGAUGCAGCUGAAAUUUAAUCUAAACACAAAAGCAACAUUUCAAGCAGAAUUGUCAUGUUAUUUUAGUGGAUUACCUGUAUUAAACUGAGCUGCAGAUGUUCGUGCCUCUCGUAAAUCCCUGCAUGUUGAUAUCAGACACACUGAAGAAGAUCUGUGAAGUUCUCAUUCUUGUGUAUAUAUCCACUUUUUUUAAUUUUUCUAUUGGAUGUUUUUUUCCCCUUUAAACCACUCGUAACCAGUAAAGUUUAAACUGUUGUUUUAGUGCAGCAGUUGACUGACAGGUGAGGGGAGGCCCUUCGCUGCUGCCGGGACGCAUACAGGAUGGAUUAGCGUUUACAACUUGAAUGUGAUGCGGUCAUAUGCGUUUUUCAAAUUCGAAUGUGGUUUUUGUGGUCGGAUCACCAAAAACACAUCUUAUUACCAGGUGUCAACAGAGUCAUAAGGUCAGAGCAGAAAGAGUUAAUCCAAAGAAAUAGGACUGAUGCUUAGAGAUUACAUACCACAGCCUUCUUAUCUGUAUGUGUAGCCUCUAAAAGUCUGCCAGCAGGCGAAAUUCUAUGGAAACCAAUAUGUCGACAUUGGACAGCAGAGAAAGUAUCUGCUUACACAUGUAAUGGAGAAAGAACUGCUUACAGUAAAUCAUCUUCAGUCAUCAAUUGCACAAUAUUAAGCAACAAAUGUGAGAAUGGAUUGACAAUGGCAAUGGACCAAUAUUCUGUGAUAUUUUAGUACUGUUUUGUAACAAAUCUGAGCUUAAUGCAAACCUACAGCACAAUAAUUAGCUGCACAAUAAUGUCUUAAACUGUUUAUUGUAGAGCACAUCAGAGCUUUUAAGGAGGUUAAUCCUCCCAUUUAGUUUGAUCACAUUUGAUUUAUUUGUAUUACUUUUCAGCAGGCUUUGUGAAAAGGUGAUCCUAUCACUGUACUACUGUAUUACACUAUAAAAUAUUAACCUUUACUUUGAUUGAAAGCUCCAAUAUAAGCUAUGGUUAUGAUCUUCGAUGUAUCAGACAUGUAUUACUCUAUUACUGUACUAAUUUUUACAAAUAAAUAUUAG